AGACACAGGUGCAAUGUGAACCUCCCCACGUCUAAUGCACUUUAAAACAUUACAGACAAUUGAAGUUUGAGGCGGAUUUUAGGGCACCUAAAAAGCUGCUGACGUCAUGGCAGAGUAAUUGGCCGAAUACAACAGGCCAGGUUCUAAUAGUAAAACAGCAGAUUGGGUGCCUAAAUUUAACUUGGAGGAGGGGGCGGAUAUCCAUGCCGGGGGAGACGCCACCGGUCAUGCCUGAUAAGAGACGCUGAUUGCGGCAAAGGACGGUCAGUGUGUGUGCGACAGAUUUCCCAAAUGUGGCGUCAUCCCUUUUUGAAGCUCCAGAAGCUUCUAUUAAUAUAAAAAAAGAUAGCACCGACAUACCUUCAGAGAGAGAGAGAGAGAGACGGAGAGAGAGGGAGCAUGAGAGAGCGAGAGAGAGAGGGUGAGAGAGUGAGGGAGAGGGCCAGCGAGGCAUAGAGGGAGAGAGCGAGAGAGCGAGAGAGCGGAGUACCGAAUGUGAGCUGAGGUCUGUAUCCCCUGCCGGUCAUACCGGACAGUGAAACUCGUGUUGCUCUCCGUGCCGCAGCAGCAGCAGCAGCGCGCGACUACACGCUCCUCGGUCGCCGUACGUUCACACUGACCGAACACUUCGGGGAUUUCACUAUAUUGUUUUUUAUCCGCCCUUAUAAAAAACGAGGAUACACGUUUGGCUACGGACGAGGAUCAGACUCGAAUUUACCAUGCCGGAGGAAAAAGUGUUACAGCAGCAGGCUGUCCACAGCCCUCUGGAGCAGCCAAAGCCCAAGCAAGGAGCCCAAGGUGGAGCAGGAGGAGGGGGAGGUGCAGGUGGAGGUCGCACGGGAGGAGGCCCCAUCCCCUGUCAGAACUGUGGCAAGCCGUGCAAGGGCGAGGUGCUGCGCGUGCAGAACAAACACUUCCACAUCAAGUGCUUCGUCUGUAAAGUGUGUGGCUCAGACCUGGCCCUCGGUGGCUUCUUCGUGCGUCAGGGCGACUACAUCUGCACCCUGGACUACCAGCGGCUGUACGGCACGCGCUGCUUCAGCUGCCAGGAGUUCAUCGAGGGGGAGGUGGUGUCCGCACUGGGCAAGACCUACCACCCCCGCUGCUUCGUCUGUGCCACCUGCAAACAGCCCUUCCCAGCUGGAGACAGAGUGACGUUCAACGGCAAGGAGUGUAUCUGCCAGCAGUGUACCCAGCCUCUGGCCCCCAACAGCCCUGCACCCAUCCAGGCUGUCCACAACUGCUGUGGCUGUGGGAAGGACUUUAAGAACGAGCAGUCCCUGGUGGCGCUGGACAAACACUGGCACCUGGGCUGCUUCAAGUGCAAGGUGUGCAGCAAGGUGCUCAAUGCAGAGUACAUCAGCAAGGAUGGGAUCCCGUACUGCGAGCAGGACUACCACGCCAUGUAUGGCAUCCAGUGCGAGAACUGCAAGAAGUUCAUCACCGGCAAAGUCCUGGAGGCCGGAGAGAAGCACUACCAUCCCACGUGCGCACGCUGUGCACGUUGUGAGCAGAUGUUUGGCGAAGGAGAGGAAAUGUACCUGCAAGGAUCUUCCAUCUGGCAUCCUCCUUGCAGACAAGCCGCCAGGCAGGAGGAGAAGAGCAAGGUGACCAGGACUUCUUCUGAGAGCAUCACCUCUGUCCAGGCCUCCAGUGCCUCCGGCUCACCCAGCAGGAUCAUCUACGCUAAACUGGGAGAUGAGACCCUGGACUAUAAGGACCUGGCCGCCCUUCCGAAGGUCAAGGCCAUCUACAACAUCGACCGGCCCGACAUGCUAUCCUACUCCCCCUACGUCAGCUUCCCCUCAGAGGAGAGGGCCUACAGCGAGUCCUCAUUGCCACUCACCCCUGCUUCCGUGGAGGGGGAGGGGUCCCCGCGGCAGCGGAGACCCUCCAGCCCCGGCUCCAACAGCUCUCUGGGGGGCUACGGCCGCAACACCCCCACCCGCUCCCCCCAGAACUACAGCCGCACAGGUCCUGAGGCUAACGUCAGCGCUAGGUACAGCGGGCAGGCCUAUGAUUCCAACUCCCUGCCCCUGCCCCCCACCCUCAAGUACCCCUCCUCCACCAUGGCCGGCGGCCCGUCCCCCAUCCCCGGGUACAGCAUGGGUGGUGGCGGGGCGGCCAACAGUAGAUGCUGCUCCCCCACGCCACCGGGGGGCGGCGGAGCGUUAGCCCUGCACCUCAACCCCACCACCCUGGCCAUGCUCCAGCAGCACAACUACAUCCCCUAUUACAGAGGCAGUGAAAGCGGUCGCAGCACCCCCAGCCUGUCCACGUAUUCCGAUGGGAAGUCGCCUUCCUCCGCCACCACCUACAUGGCCGCGCCCCGCCACUUCCACAUACCAGAGACUAAGGUCAAAGAUAAUAUCUAUAGAAAACCCCCCAUCUACAAACAGCAUGCCUCUAGAACAUCGUGGCAGGAUGGGGAGGAACCCAAGAGAACCAGCUGGAUGAUCCUGAAGAACGAGAUUGACGGACAGCCCGGAUCAGAGGAGCUGGACCCCCGCAAGUCCACCUGCAGCCUGCCCACCGACAUCUCCCAGCCCAACUUCCCCUACAAUAAAUCGGCCUCCUUGCCAGGCUAUGGAAGAAACGGAAUAUACAAGGCUGCGGAGUUGCCUGAGGAUGAGGUAGACACCGACUGCAACAGCUGGGGAGGAAUGAGAGGCAGUGAAAGCGGUCGCAGCACCCCCAGCCUGUCCACGUAUUCCGAUGGGAAGUCGCCUUCCUCCGCCACCACCUACAUGGCCGCGCCCCGGCACUUCCACAUACCAGAGACUAAGGUCAAAGAUAAUAUCUAUAGAAAACCCCCCAUCUACAAACAGCAUGCCUCUAGAACAUCGUGGCAGGAUGGGGAGGAACCCAAGAGAACCAGCUGGAUGAUCCUGAAGAACGAGAUUGACGGACAGCCCGGAUCAGAGGAGCUGGACCCCCGCAAGUCCACCUGCAGCCUGCCCACCGACAUCUCCCAGCCCAACUUCCCCUACAAUAAAUCGGCCUCCUUGCCAGGCUAUGGAAGAAACGGAAUAUACAAGGCUGCGGAGUUGCCUGAGGAUGAGGUAGACACCGACUGCAACAGCUGGGGAGGAAUGAGAGGUACGAAAACCACCCACUCACUCUCUGACUCACUUGGACCCUCGCUGUUUAACACUUAACUCUUCAUCUCUGUC
Gadus chalcogrammus (walleye pollock) is the source of this 3173-nucleotide messenger RNA. Its product is annotated as actin-binding LIM protein 2-like. The record is from RefSeq and is a predicted model, not a curated record. The transcript is spliced from 25 exons. Gene Ontology annotation, cellular component: actin cytoskeleton. Bases 720 to 3158 code for a protein of 812 amino acids. NCBI's taxonomy places the organism in Eukaryota, Metazoa, Chordata, Actinopteri, Gadiformes, Gadidae. Gene Ontology annotation, biological process: lamellipodium assembly. Gene Ontology annotation, molecular function: actin filament binding.